AUGUCCCUCUCCCGAAGCCCGUCUCCUAUACCUGGGGGCGGCUGGGCAAGCCCUGGCUUGACCAUCAACACCAGCGGUCGAUCGAGUCCGAGUAAAGGCUACUUCUCAGGUUCCAACGGGGCAUCCAUGCCUUGGGAGACUGCCAAAAUGAGGUCUGCAGGCAUGAACGGAUAUCCUUCGUUUUCUACCCAGAACCAGGGCUUCUUCACACGACACAUGCGCCGCAUAUCGAGUAGCCUGCCACGAUUCAACAAUCAGAGCCAGUACGCAGAGAAGGAGAAGUUGGGUAGAGGGUCAUGGGCAGCUCAGAAGGCGCCAUUGGCAGGGAGGAUACGGAGCGUCUUUGCGCGCAUGGGCAGGAAGAUGAAGUUUCGACUGUUACUUCUUUUCGUGUUGUUGCUGUCGCUUACGAUUUUCUACACGACCCCUUUGGUUCACCACUGGCGAAGAACGAUAGGCGGCGGCCAGAAGCAUGUCAUCAUCCUGGCAGCAAACAUUGGCGGCGGAGUGAUGGAGUGGAAGGGUGCUCGCGAGUGGGCCAUUGAGCGAGACAGCGUGCGGAACAAGAAGAAGUAUGCGUACCGGUGGGGAUACGACCUCGAAAUCGUCGACAUGAGCACCAAGAAGCGUUACGCGCACGAGUGGCGCGAGAGCUGGGAGAAGGUUGACUUCAUCCGCCAUGCUUUCCGCAAAUACCCCAAGGCUGAAUGGGUUUGGUGGUUGGAUCUUAACACAUACGUUAUGGAGCUAUCGUACCCCCUGCAGAACCACAUCUUCAACGACAUCAGCUCGCACGUCUACCGCGACAUCAACGAAUACAACCCUCUGAACAUAUCGCAUCCCUUCACCGAUCCCUAUCUCGACGAAGAGUCACGAAGCCCUAUCGGCGAUGGAAAGUCGGAGUCUGUCAAUCUGAUCCUUUCUCAGGACUGCUCCGGCUUCAACCUAGGCUCCUUCUUCGUGAGAAGAAGCGCAUGGGCCGAUCGCAUGCUUGACGUCUGGUGGGAUCCCGUCGCCUACGAGCAGAAACACAUGGAGUGGGAGCACAAGGAGCAGGACGCCCUGGAGCAGAUGUACACGACACAGCCCUGGAUCCGCAAGCAUACGGCCUUCCUACCCCAGCGCAUGAUCAACAGCUUCCCGCCUGGCGCUUGUUCCGAGAAUGGAAACGACACUCGUAUCCAUUACGAUCAGAAGGACCGCGACUUUGUCGUCAACAUGGCCGGCUGCGAAUGGGGUCGCGACUGCUGGGGAGAAAUGUACAACUACCGCGAGCUCAGCUAUUACCUGAACCGCAACCCCUGGGAGCGCUUCAAAGAGGACCUCAUCGCUGUCAUCUGGUUCAAACUCACCGGCCAGAAGGUCAAGCUUUGA
This is a messenger RNA of Colletotrichum karsti, 1374 nucleotides long. Its product is annotated as golgi mannosyltransferase complex subunit. Lineage: Eukaryota; Fungi; Ascomycota; Sordariomycetes; Glomerellales; Glomerellaceae. Gene Ontology annotation, molecular function: glycosyltransferase activity. The record is from RefSeq and is a predicted model, not a curated record. The transcript has 3 exons. Gene Ontology annotation, biological process: protein N-linked glycosylation. Gene Ontology annotation, cellular component: Golgi membrane. Bases 1 to 1374 code for a protein of 457 amino acids.